AAAAACGAAACUCAGUGUAAUUAUUAAGGCAUAUGUACACUAGUAUAUUGUGAUAUAUGCGUAGUAGAGUACAUGCGUAUGUGGGUAGUGAAUUGCGUAUAGAUGCGCUCUAGCUGAUUGAAAUUCGUAAAAGUUUAAAACUAUAAAUUUUUACUAAGUAAACGAACAUUUGAUUUACCUCUGUACGAACAUGGCAGAUACUGCAAGUACAGGCACAGGUACGGGUACAGGUACAGGUGAUAGUUCUCCACAAAUAGAAAAAGGUUGGCUGGCUUUGAAGCUACACAUUAUUGACAAUAAGAUUAAAGUUGCGUUAUGGAUUACAAGACUUUUUACUAUUAUAUUUACUAUUGGUUACAUCAUUCCUAUAUUUGGCAAUCCAUAUAACAUUUAUUACAAAGCCUUAAUGAGUAGUGCGGCGACAAGUGCAUUGCGGCUUCACCAAAGAGUGCCACGUGUUCAAGUUAAUAGACAAUUUUUAGAAAGUUUAUUUUUUGAAGAUUCCUUUCAUUAUUUAUUUUAUUCCUUGAUAUUCUUGUAUGCAGCUCCUGUUACAUUGGUGUUAACUCCCAUAUGUUUAUUUGCACUGAUACAUUUUACAGAUUAUUCGCAGACGUUGCUUAACUGUAUAGGACAGUAUAAUUGGUGGGCAGCGCGGUUCGUCAUAUUUUUACUCGAUUUCCAGUCGCAUAACAUUUUGCGUCUGUGUGCAUUAUCGGAAAUAAUUAUAUUGCCAUUUACAGUUCUCCUAGUAUUUACAGGCCGUGCUGGUUUACUGACACCUAUUAUCUACUAUCAGUUCUUAAAGUCGCGUCUCGAAUCGCAAAGAAAUCCAUAUACCCGUAAAGUAUUUCACGAACUUAGAAAUAAGCUGAGUUCAUUCUCAAGAAGACAAUCUUUGCCAGAAAUAGUGCGGCGGAUGAUCCAGGGUCUACUUUUACUCACACAACAGAUGGUUCCAGUUCAUCAGUAAUUUUUAAUUUUCAAUAAAACAGUUUUGAAGUUAGAUAUCAUGGGGUUUUAGGGUUCAUGAAAUAAUUAUUUCAUACAGUAUAAUUGAAUGAUAAAACAAGUGCAAAUAUCAAAAGCAACAAGCCUAUGAAUUAUCAUUUGAAGUGUAUGAAAAACAAUCAAAGUAUAACAUUUUGAAAUUACGAUUAAUGUCUACUUAUUUCUAAAUGUUAUAAUAGCGAUAUCUUUACAAACAUUUCAUACAAAUAAUUACUAGAUCGGAUUUAGAAUUUAUUUACCAAAACUCAAAAAUAGUUGUACGAUCAGAUCGUGUAAUCGAAUUUUUAAUAUUUUAUAAUGCAUACUAUCGAUAACGCAACAAGAGUUUAAUUACAUAAUUCUAAAUUUCCACGAAUGAGCGCAUAACAAUCUCACUAUAGCGAAUAUCAUUAGUCUGUUCUACUAUUUUGCAUGUAUAUGUUUUUAAUUAUUGUAACAUUCCUGCACACUUAUAAACAAGUGAUUGUCUCCAAGGUAAACUCGCAUUAUAUAUUGUUUAAUGUAUAUUGUUCCACAUUAUUCUGUUUUCGAUACAUUUAAAAAACAUUUGAUUUAGGUAUAUUCACUUCACUUCUCCCAAGAAAUAUUCAAAGCGCGCUAAGUAUAGUUAAUAUAUAAUAUUAGACAUCUUUUUAUUUGUUGUAGAUAUGGGUCAUUUUGUGAAUUUCAUAAUAAAACAGUAUUUAGUUAAUAAUUUUUGGCUCACUUUGCAAUAUCAAUAUUAAUUGUUGUUACAAGCUGUUUUAGGCUGAUUGUUCUAUUGCCAUUGAAUUUUAUUUAAAAGAUGGUACGAAAUAAUUAGUACGAUUAAGCGUGAUC
Molecule: messenger RNA, 1830 nt
Organism: Colletes gigas
Lineage: Eukaryota; Metazoa; Arthropoda; Insecta; Hymenoptera; Colletidae
Gene: Kr-h2
Product: Krueppel homolog 2
Exons: 6
Coding region: 191-973 (260 amino acids)
Biological process (GO): membrane organization; endoplasmic reticulum tubular network organization
Cellular component (GO): membrane; endoplasmic reticulum
Source: RefSeq, a predicted model, not a curated record